CUACUUUUAUAUCUUCCUCGAAAUAAAAAAGAAAGGUUAGAUUGGGCUCGAAAAGCUCUUAACGAAGUGCACCCACCGUUCUCCCCCUUCUCUGGAAUCUUAAAGUUAAAACCCUCGAGAUAAGAAUCUCACCUGUAGGCUCUUACUCCCUCGUUCUCUUGCUCUCCGCUGUAUUUAAUUCCUUGAAUCGUAUUGUCGGCGGUUCCUACAAAGAGUGCUUGUAACUCCAAAUCAGGAACCGGUCCCUCUUCAUUAUUUUUUUUUUUCUUUUCCUUUGAGCCAAAAAUUUGCUCUUUUUAUAUUCUCUGAUAACAUUCCUUCUGUUGUACAAAUCCAAAUGGGUUCCUCAAAAUCCAAGGCAUAAUAAUGGAGAUUUGGGUGGUUUUAUAGCAGCAAGAUGCUUUCUUUAAGGAAUUUCUGGAGGAGGUACAGGAGGACUGCUUUUGUUACUGUUGGAGUUUUAGGGAGUGGAUAUUUUCUGUAUAAGCUCUACAAUGCCAAGCGGCAUAGGGUCGCUGUUCUAGAGAGAGAACUCGCUGAGCGGGAGAAAUUCGUUAAGGCCCAAAUGCAAGCCCAUUUUGACAACAUUCAAAGAAUAGCUGAUACGACAACAUUGCCUCAUGCAAUGGAUAAUUUAAGUCGUCGGAUUGCAGAAGAACUGGACCACUCUCAGCUUACUGAGAGGCUCCAGAAAGCAAAGGGUCAACCGAACAGUUUGACACAUUCAGAGAAGCUUGAGUUAUGGGAUAGAAUCAAAAUUCUAAGUUUCACAAGAAUGGUUUUGUCCCUUUGGGCAAUGACAAUGCUGAGCUUGUACAUUAGAGUUCAAGUCAACAUAUUGGGGAGACAUUUAUAUAUUAAUACUGCACGUGAUCUUGGAGGUUCUUAUUCACUUGCGAAUGCUGAUACCAUUGACCGGGAUGAUGAGCAGAUGUAUCUGGCUAGUGCUGAUUUUCUCUCAAAUUAUGGGUUACCCACCUUGAUUUCUGAUGUGCAAGCAGCAGCAACAGAAAUUCUCGAGGGAAAGAAGGUAACGUCGGCCUUCAACACUACAGAACUUCAUAAAACUAUUGUGCUGAUACUUGAAAGGUUCAAGAGCCUCAGAAGCCCCCAUCACUGGGUAAACUACAUGAUGCCUGAGGAUGCUAGAUUCUACAAACUAGCUACAGCCUCCAGCAGUGACAACGAAAUUCCUUCUGAAGCUACCAAAUUUUACCAACUUAUGAUGGAGACACAAGCGGUGUUGGCAAGUACCGAAUUUGUGAGUAUUGUCGAGAUAGCAUUGACGGCAGUGCUUGGUACUCUGAUAGAAGAUGUGGUGGCCCAAUCUGGAGGCAGUCUAACAUCAGGGAUGGCACUGGCCAAACUUCUGGCUCGAGUUGCACAGGCCGGUCCCAUGCUCCUUGGUGAGCCUAGUACAAACCAGUUCAUCCAAAUUAUUCAAAGCGUUCCAGAAGUUGAAGUCUUUUUCACUCUUCUCUAUGCAAACAUCCCUACCCCAUAGAUUAGUGAGUGAGCUUAAUCAUAAUUUUUACUCGCAUCUUAAUUUCAUUGCAAGGAUAUCAUCGAUGUAAAAAUUUAAAUGAGGCUGGGUUUGAGUUUUCAAAAUUUACAACAAUUUGGGAGGAAUGAAAAAGAAAAAUAAGGUUUAGAAC
Juglans microcarpa x Juglans regia is the source of this 1655-nucleotide messenger RNA. RefSeq names its product peroxisome biogenesis protein 3-2-like. The transcript is spliced from 7 exons. Gene Ontology annotation, cellular component: peroxisomal membrane. Gene Ontology annotation, biological process: protein import into peroxisome membrane. The record is from RefSeq and is a predicted model, not a curated record. The coding region runs from base 398 to 1504 and encodes 368 amino acids. NCBI's taxonomy places the organism in Eukaryota, Viridiplantae, Streptophyta, Magnoliopsida, Fagales, Juglandaceae. Gene Ontology annotation, molecular function: protein-macromolecule adaptor activity.